Molecule: messenger RNA, 1243 nt
Organism: Panonychus citri (citrus red mite)
Lineage: Eukaryota; Metazoa; Arthropoda; Arachnida; Trombidiformes; Tetranychidae
Product: lysM and putative peptidoglycan-binding domain-containing protein 2-like
Exons: 3
Coding region: 421-840 (139 amino acids)
Source: RefSeq, a predicted model, not a curated record
AAUUGUUGAUCUUUAAAUUUAGUUUGUGUUUUUGCCAAUCAUUUUAAUCUUUUAACAUUUUAAUUAACCAAAUGGUCUGAUUAUCCAAGUUAAUUGUUACAUUAUGAUUUCUCUGUUAUUUUCUUCCCUCUUCUCUUCAAGUUGUGGACUCACCUCAAGGCCUAAAUUUCAAGUGUAAUGAAAAAAACUAAUACAAAAUCUAUUGUUUUGAUAUCUCUAAAUUUUCAUUCUCACAAUCAACCACCUCAACCACCAUUAAUUUAACAAUUAGUUAACAUAUAGGUUAAUCUAAGGGCUAUCAUUUCUUUCUCUUGAUCUCUCUUCUUCAAUAUUGGCCUUUAUUUUAUAUUCUCCAUCAUCAUCAUCAUCACCACUUAAACAUCAUUCUCAACAUUCAUCAUCGUCUUUAAUUUUCUUCUCAUGAUGUCACAAUCUAAUUUGGAUGCUGAUGAGUAUCAUUUUAUUGGUAAUAUCGUUCGUAAGCAAACAAAAUAUGGAUCCACUGUUAAUAGUACCUACAAAGAGCCUCGUUAUAUUGAACAUAAGCUUCAACCAAAUGAUACUCUUCAAGGAUUAGCUUUAAAAUAUAAUGUUUCUAUGGAAAGGAUAAAACGCGCGAAUAAACUUUGGACAGGUGAUAGUUUAUUUUCUAGGAGUAAAUUGAAUAUACCUGUAACCAGUGAUCAUGGAACUUCAUCUUCAUCACCCUCAUCACUUUCCUCUCCAACUUCCCAAUUUGUGUCAACUCGGACGAGUAUUGAAAGCAACGGAAUCAACGGAACAACCGAAAGAUGUGAUGAUGUAUUUUUAGAGGAUAAAAUGGCGGAAACAUCAGUCUAAGGAAAAAGAUAAACAAACAGAUGAAUGGAAAAAGACAGAAAGUGAUAGAGAGACAUGAGAGAGAGAGUCAGUGAGUGAGAGAAAGGAUUUUCAUACAGAAAAAGGUUCUACAAUUAAGGUCUACUUAACCAAAUCAUCAAAAGUCAAAAUUGUCUCUUACACACCAUAACCUGUACAAAGAAAGAUUUAUAAGAAAAAAGGUUAAGCAGUCACACAUAUCAUCUCAUAAAUCAUCAUGUAAUCAUCACCAUGGAAAAGAUAUUUAAUGAUUUCAAGUGGACCGUUUUCACCUUGUACAUAGAUGUACAUUGAACUAUUGUUAUCAAGAGUCAAUCGCAAAUACUAUUAAUUAUUAUUAUUAUUGUUUAAGCUGGAAAAUUGAAAAAUUUACUUUCAAAUUCAA